Molecule: messenger RNA, 2852 nt
Organism: Toxorhynchites rutilus septentrionalis
Lineage: Eukaryota; Metazoa; Arthropoda; Insecta; Diptera; Culicidae
Product: ATP-binding cassette sub-family G member 4
Exons: 9
Coding region: 505-2517 (670 amino acids)
Cellular component (GO): plasma membrane
Molecular function (GO): ATP hydrolysis activity; ABC-type transporter activity; ATP binding
Source: RefSeq, a predicted model, not a curated record
GGCGGCCAGUUGUUCUUUGUCUUUGGUUUGAGUUAGAUCGUUUCGGCUGUAACUUCUAUCGAAUCGAAUCGGUCGCGUUUCGCGUUCGGUUCUCUGUAUCGCGCAAAUCAAUCUGCGUUUAUAUUUUAUUUUGUUCUGUGACGCUGCUAACUGAUAAUAGUCGUGUUCAACAAAUUGGUAGCGUCGAAGAAGCUUGUCUUCAUUUGUUCACUGGACAGCGGUCAGAGUGGACCAACGACUGCUGGUAAAAGCUCUCCCCCAGGUCCUAACUGUGGGAAGACCAGAAAAGAAAGAAAGAAAAAUUGACGAUCUUCGCUGAAGAUGAAAUAGUGGGUGAAGAGAAAGAAAGUACAUCAAAGUGAUUCUUCUGUUUUUGUGAAUGGUCGGCGUGAUUCAUUAGAAAGUACGCCAGAAUUCUUCGAAGGCAAGACAAAAACCGAAAAGAGUGAGAAGAAAUAAAAGUGAUUUAAGAGAGCCAAAGUGUGUGAGUGGGUGUACAAAAGCAUGGAUAUUCUGCAGCAGGAAGUGCGGGGCAUUGCUCUUUCCACGAUCAGCGUGGAUCCGCAUGCUCCGGUUUAUGGUGCAACGACGGUUCCCCUGAACCGCAAGGACUCGAGAAAUCUAGACCAGGCGAUGGUGUUGAAUAACACUGGUCAUGGCUAUAACAACAACAACGGUCACUAUCAGUCGCACAACGAUAUCGAGGCGCAUCACAUUCGUACGUUCCAGAAUCUGCCACCGUGCGAACCGGUGGAUAUCCAGUUCAAGGAUGUGUCGUACUGUGUUAGCAUGGGAUUCAGGAAAGGUCAAAAAGAGAUUCUCCACAAAGUGAACGGAAAAUUUCCCGGAUCGCAACUCAUUGCCAUCAUGGGCCCUUCGGGUGCCGGUAAAUCGACCCUGCUGGAUGUUCUGUCCGGUUACAGGCGGACCGGAGUGGAGGGAGCCGUGUAUGUGAACGGCCGUAUCCGAAAGUUGAACAGCUUCCGGCGUAUGACCUGCUACAUAACCCAGGACGAUCGGUUGCAAACGCUGCUAACGGUACUGGAAAACAUGAGAAUCGCUGCUGAUCUGAAGCUGGGCCCGGAGGUGUCGAAGCAUGAGAAAGAGUCGAUCAUCGAGGAUAUCCUGACCGUGUUGGGUCUCUAUGAACACCAGUACACCAUCACCAGUCGGUUAUCGGGCGGUCAGAGGAAGCGGUUGUCUAUAGCAUUGGAGCUCAUCAACAACCCUACGAUAAUGUUUCUGGAUGAACCAACCACCGGUUUGGACAGCUACUCCUGCAAUCAGGUGGUGGAGCUCUUGAAGACACUGGCUAAGCAGGGACGCACCAUCAUCUGCACCAUCCAUCAACCGUCGGCCAAAUUGUUCCAGGAGUUUGACCAGGUGUACGUACUUUCUAACGGCGAAUGUAUGUAUCAGGGGUGCACCAACAGCCUCGUGCCAUUCCUGCAGUCAGUCGACAUGCCCUGCCCGGUGUACCACAAUCCUGCGGAUUACGUCAUUGAAUUGGCCUGCGGAGAGCACGGCCCGGAUAAGAUCCAAACCAUGGUCAUGGAGAUGGGCAACGGAGAAAGCACCGAUUGGUUUGGGGACCGGCGGAAGAUUCUCAAACUGGAGCAGCUGCGGAAAAAGUAUCCGCUCAAGAAGAUUAUCGAGCAGAGCGAGGAUCUGCAUGCGACUUCCCAGUGGCACCAGCUGGAGGUACUGAUCAAGCGGGGGAUUAUCAAGGCCAAAAGGGAUGCCACGCUGACUCACUUACGUUUCGGGGUCAACAUUAGUAUCGCUGUCAUGUUGGGGUUCUUGUUCAUCAACGCCGGUAAUGAGGGCUCGCGAGUGCUGGACAAUUACAACUUGCUGUUUUCGAUUCUAAUGCAUCACAUGAUGGCGACCAUGAUGUUGACGGUGCUGACAUUCCCCACCGAGAUGGGAGUGAUCCUGAAGGAACACUUCAACCGUUGGUACACGCUGAAAAGUUACUAUUUGUCCGUGAAUAUCCUUGAUCUACCACUUUCGUUCACCUGCUGUAUGAUCUUCACCUGUAUAAUCUACUUCAUGAGUAGUCAACCAAUGGAACUGUCCCGUUUCGGGAUGUUCUUUGCGAUCAGCUUCCUGAUAGUGUUGAUCGCACAAAGUAUCGGUCUGGCGAUCGGAGCGUGGUUCAACGUUGUGAACGGAACCUUCCUCGGUCCGGUGCUGUCCAUCCCGAUGAUGAUGUUUGCCGGCUUCGGUGUCACGCUGCGUGACUUGCCCAGUUAUUUGAAGUGGGGAUCGCACAUCUCCUAUCUUCGAUACGGGUUGGAGGGUUACGUAAAUGCGAUCUACGGCGAGAACCGAGCCACGAUGGACUGCGAACUGAAACCGUACUGUCACUAUAGGUACCCCGCGAAGUUCCUGUCGGAGAUCUCGAUGGAGGGCGAUCAGUUCUGGAAGGAUAUAUACGCCCUGUCGAUCACUCUGGUGCUGGUUCGAGUGCUGUGUUACUUUGCCCUCCGGUGGAAGGUUAUGGCUGUGCGAUGAAGUGUGGGUCAAACAUGUAGAUAUUAGCACGACGCUUUCAUAUACUGGUAGAGAGUAGAUUGCUAGAGUAGCUAGGUGCGAGAACGUUUUAAACUAUGAUAUUCGCAGACCCUCGAGGUCAUCCCUAUUGGGACGGCUCAGACUCGUGAUUAUGCCAAAUCGUUUGCCAAACUUUCGAUGCGGAGCAGAAAAUUGCCAGAUAGUAUUUUCUGCGCAAUGCCGUAUCUAUUCCAAACAUAAUUGCUAGUGAUAUUUAUUUGUGUAAGGAAAAUAUUCAUCGUUCAUAUUUUUUUGCCUUUUACUUUAGUAUUUUAUAAAUACACAGUACCAUAUAA